Messenger RNA from Plectropomus leopardus (leopard coralgrouper), 931 nucleotides. Lineage: Eukaryota; Metazoa; Chordata; Actinopteri; Perciformes; Serranidae. The record is from RefSeq and is a predicted model, not a curated record.
CCACCGCCAUGGUUACUGUAACGUUAUGAGAUAACAUAACGAGAAGUUGUUUAACAUCCGGAGAGAAGUCGCUAACAUCAGUCGAAGGAAACGCGGUCGUAUCACAAUUUUGUUCUAUCGAAAUUUAGAAAACAUCGUUAAAGUUUUGUGCAAAUCUGUCAUGUAAACCCAGCGAUUAGUCGGCUCAAAUUAUUAUUUUUUUGACUAAACUUCUUUCCUGCGGCACUCUAGAGGCUGCAGUGACUCAUACAGCACCUUAAAUCCACCCACAAUGCAUUGCUCUUGUGUUUGCAGUGUGGUGCAGAGAGCGUGGUGGCUGAUGUCACAGGCAGCGCGAGGCGUUGCCGUGUCCCUUUCCACCUCGUUGUCGUUGGGUGUCUUCUUCCUGCAGUUCCUGGAGUGGUGGUACUCCUCAGACAACCAGAGCGCCGUGAAAGCCCUCACCUCGCUGCCGGCUCCCCCGCCGCCCCUCCACCUGCAGCGAGACCACAGCGGGCAGGACUCUCCAGCCAAUCGCGGCAAAGAAACUCGGCCCGGUUCCGACAGCAGGAACUGUCCGCUGUGCCAGAGGCUUCGUACGAACGCCACGGUGUUGGCCACUUCUGGCUUCGUCUUCUGUUACCGCUGCAUCUACAUGUAUGUGAAGUCCAACCGCCGCUGCCCAGUUACCGGCUAUCCCACGGAGCCGCAGCACCUCAUUAAGAUCUACUCUCCGGAGAGUUAGACCACGAAACCGAACCACAAACUGUCAGAAAGACAGAAAGAUCUUAUUUUUGCACAACUCAUCACAUGGUGCUCAUCUUUUAUAUAUAUUGAGCUCUCCAUGGACCUGAAAGUUUUACAUUAAUCUCUCAGCUCACAUGAACUUUAAUUUUUGUAAUUGCUUUGUAAAACUGUUUCCUCAGAGAUAUUAAAACAAAUAACAUUUUUU